Messenger RNA from Porites lobata, 1360 nucleotides. The record is from the annotation of a GenBank genome assembly. Lineage: Eukaryota; Metazoa; Cnidaria; Anthozoa; Scleractinia; Poritidae.
GUAGUUUAUCACUUUGUUCAUAGCGCAUGUGGCAUUCAAGAAAGCGAUGUCAAAGUUAAAGGAACAGCUGCAAAUGGUUUGGCACUUGCUACUGCAGUAAUGUGCAGGCUUCGAUAUCCCAAGGCGACGGCGUUGCACUACAGGAUUUCUACUGUACUUUUCCACAGCGGUGCAAAGCACGAUGACCUGGUAAGGUUGAAUCGCUUAGGAGUCUCCCUGUCUCCAAAACAAAUGGUCCGCGCGCAAUCCGAAAUGGGCAAACAACUUGAAGGAAAAGUGAAUGUCUGGAAAUCACAAAUCGAGAAGAGGAAAGGUGCAGAGCUGUUAUUGGAAGAAAUAAAAAUGAAACAGGUCCCUGAUAGGGUAGAAACUGACAUGGAAAUAAUCAUUGAAGUGCAAGUGGACAAGAAUACCGUUCUUGGAUACAAUAACUUUACACCGCAAGGACACGAAUACCUUCUGAGAGAAAUCCAAGUAGCCAAACAAAAAAAGGGAGAGUCCACCUGCACUGAUGAAAUAUUGUCUGAUGUGGAAAGAGGUCUUGCCAACGGUCGUCUACCACUUUACAGGCAAUGCUUGAGAAAUAUAUAAAAAUAAUAAACAACAGCAUAACAAAACAUAAACCUUUUAAUGGCAAAACUUAAUAUAUCAAUCUUCAAUUAAACACAAGAAAAGUUCAAAGUUUAACAGGGCAUAAUAUGAUUAAUGAGGGGGUACAGCCCUCCAACCAGUAUUCAUGAAAUGGGAAUACCUCUAUAUCUGGCCAAUGUGGGGUUCCAGAAAAUCUCUGGACCUCCCCCAAGGAAGGUCACUGAAAAUUAAAGGGGUGUUUGGUGUCUCAUUAGUCCAAAUUGUUAACUGUCUCCUCUGCAGAGGCCUCUAUGUAUCGUAGGGAGGCUGGGAAGAGGGAAAAACAAUGUGCUUGUGUAACGAUGGGAAGAGAAAAGAGAGAAUUGCUUCAAGCACCCCUUUUUCUCUUCUCAUUGUCCCGCGGGUACUUUCUAUUUUGGUCAAUGUGCUAUUUUCAUUGGGUUACCCAGCUGGAGCCUGUGCAAUUGAGAAGGAGUUGUUAACAAGAAGUAUGAAACUGGAAUUUCCGAAGGGUAUGAAAAGAGUACGAAUAUUUGUGGGACAACCACAAUAAAACGUCUUUACUUGUCCCUGUCUCACAACGGGUUCCUUUUCCUUUUGGGACAAGUUGGUCGGUGACAACAUCGACCAUGAGAUUCUUGUACGAGUGCAAACUAAGGCACAUACAAACCGGUCUAUUCAUUGGACUCAUCAAUUUGCUGUCCUUGAUCGAGUGCAAGAGCCUGGGUUGGAGGAUACCAAGAGCCAGAAGACUGUAAAAGAUUUAAAG